CUAACAUUUGCAAGCACCCCUCUCGGCCUCUCCUCUCCAGCACACAGAAGCAGAACGCAGAAGCAGAAGUGCACAACGCGAAGCAGCAGUGCAACAGUUGGAGCUUCUGGCGCAACUUCUGUCAGGCACCGCCGCCGCCGUGCAGUCCGUGAAGCUAACGUCAGUCACCUCUGUUGGCGGCUUCGUGCAGCCACUUUCCGUCGCGCAGUGAGCUCGAAAAUCGGAACCACCGCCAGCGCCGCUUUCCGUCGCGCAGUGUCUUCCCGCCGGCACCAGGUCUGUUUCCCCCUUCCACGCAUCAGCCACUGUCUUGCCUGUUGCCAGCCACUGUCCCCGCCAGCUCUGCAUUUUUUCAGGCUUCCAGCUUCUAACCCUAGGGAAUUGUGUUGGAUUUGUAAUUUUUGAAGAGCAACAUGUCACUUUGAACAGGCCGUGUGAUGGAAUUUGAUGCAGGAAGCUUCUUUGAUGUGUGCACUGUGCAUAACUGCAAAAAAAGAAGGGCUUUAAAAGGCUUAAUUACUCCACUGAAUGAGAGCAUGAGAGAAACGGAAGCUUCCUUGCCAAUCUUGCACUCCCCUGGAUACUAUACCAAACCAUCUCUGGAGGAGUUAGUGGCCCAGGAACUCCUUGACCCCGGUUAUUGUACCCGAGUUCCUAAUUUCACUGUUGGGAGGCUUGGUUAUGGAUCUGUCAGGUUUCUUGAGAAAACAGAUGUCAGGGGGUUGGAUCUAGAUCAAAUUGUGAAGUUUUAUAAACAUGAGAUAGUUGUAUACAGCGACGAAAAUGAUAAACCUGCAGUUGGUCAAGGCCUUAACAAGGCAGCUGAAGUAGUUUUAGUUCUAGAUACUGAACUACUGAAGUCUAAAGACAGGAAAGAUGAUUUUCUUGUGAAAAAAGUAAAACAAAGUACUGAGAGGCAAGGAGCAAGAUUUAUUUCGUUCGACCUAACAACUGGUGAAUGGAAAUUCUUGGUAGAUCACUUCAGUAGAUUUGGGUUUGGCGAAGAUGACGAGGAAGACAUUGUCAUGGAUGAUGCUGAUGGUGAGAUGUAUGAUGAUGAUAAAGAACCUUCCACAAAUAUGAACGGGAUUGAACUUUCUCACUCUCUUCCAGCUCAUCUAAGGCUUGACCCUGUUAAAAUGAGAGAAAUGAGAUUAUUGAUGUUCCCACAUGAAGAAGAGCCUGAGGAAUUGAGUCAUAAAGCAUCCAUCAGUAAGGAAUAUGCAAGGCCUUUGCAAAAUUCUGCUCAGGCAAUGCCCCAUAGAUCCACUCCACCAAUUGCAAGGAAAACUCCAUUUCCUUUACUUGAAUAUAAACAUGGGAGUUUUGAUGCAAAUUCUCCUGGGUCUAUUUUGAUGGUUCAGCAACAUAAGGGAAUGCCUCUGAAGACAAUAAAAGCGGAAGGUUUUAAGUUAGACCUCAAGCAUGAAACUCCAGUGUCAACAAACUAUGCUUGCAAUAUUGUAGAUGCAGGUCUAUUUAUGGGGAAGUCAUUCCGAGUUGGAUGGGGACCUAAUGGCAUUCUUGUACAUUCUGGUGCACCUAUAGGAAGUGGUAGUGAAUACAAGGUAUUAUCAUCUGUUGUCAGUUUGGAGAAAGUUGCUUUUGACAAUUUUGUUAGGGAUGAAAAUAACAAAGUGAGUGAGGAACUUGUUGAAUCUGCCUUGAUAUCUCCAUUAAAUUUUCACAAAGAAAUAAACCAUGUGAAGGAAGAGGUUAGAAUUGGUCCUUGCAAAUUGAAACUUCUAAAGCUUGAAGCGAAUUGUUCAAUGUUGUCAGAUAUUUCACAUGGCUACUGUGAUAUUAUUGAGAGGCAAUUGACUGUACCAGGGUUGUCUUCCACUACACGUUUGGGUUUAACACAUCAAGUAAUGACCUGGGAAUUAAUUAGAGUUCUUUUCUUCGAUAGAAAACAAAAAGGUCAAGUAGAAUCUUUGGGUGCUGACAAUGAGGAAGAUAUGAUGCAGGAUAUGAAGGAAGUUUAUCAAGAUGUUGACCAAGAAGCACUCCCACUUAUGAGGAGGGCAGAGUUCAGUUAUUGGUUGCGAGAGAGUGUUUCUUAUCAUGUUCAAAACCAAAUAAGCUCUCUAAAUGACUCUGAUUAUCUACAACAUGUUUUUGUAUUCCUCACUGGGCGGCAACUAGAUGAAGCAGUGCAACUGGCAGCUUCCAAAGGAGAUGUGAGGCUGGCUUGUUUGUUAAGUCAGGCGGGUGGUUCUACUGUGAAUCGCUCUGACAUUUCAAAGCAACUUGAUAUUUGGAGAAAGAAAGGUCUGGAUUUUAGUUUCAUUGAAAACGACAGAGUGAGGCUAUAUGAAUUGCUUGCAGGAAAUAUUCAUGAUGCAUUGCACGAGGUCGAUAUUGAUUGGAGGAGGUUCUUAGGUUUAUUGAUGUGGUACAAACUGCCGCCUGACACAUCAUUGCCCAUUGCUUUUCAGACAUAUAAGCAUUUUCUUGAUGAGGGAAGGGCUCCAUAUCCUGUUCCACUUUUUAUUGAUGAAGGACCAUCAGAAGAGGCUAUCAGCUGGAAUGCAGAUAAACACUUUGACAUUUCAUUCUAUCUUAUGCUUCUUCAUUCUAGUGAAGAGAGAGAAUUUAGCUUUUUGAAGGCUAUGUUUAGUGCAUUCUCUUCAACCCCUGAUCCACUUGAUUAUCACAUGAUAUGGCAUCAACGAGCAGUCUUGGAAGCAGUGGGUGUUAUCAAAUCUAAUGAUCUUCAUGUUCUAGACAUGGGGUUCGUGUCUCAGCUUUUGAGCCUAGGGAAAUGCCAUUGGGCCAUAUAUGUGGUCCUUCAUUUACCCUUUCGAGAAGACUGUCAAUUUCUUCAUGUGAAUUUGAUUCGGGAGAUAUUGUUCCAGUACUGCGAAAUUUGGAGUUCAGAUGAAUCUCAGCAACAGUUCAUUGAGGAUUUAGGCAUUCCUUCAGAAUGGAUUCAUGAGGCUCUGGCAAUUUACUAUAAUUAUAAUGGUGAUCUGCCAAAAGCUCUUGAGCACUUUCUUCAGUGUGCAAAUUGGCAGAAAGCUCAUACCAUUUUCGUAACAUCAGUUGCUCAUAGUUUAUUCUUGCAAGGUAAUUCUUGUAUACGCCUGUUACUUGAAAAAAAUACUUUUCAGGAUUCUCUUCAAAGUAAAAAUGCUGCCUGUCAGGAAUUUGUCAGUCAGCUUAAUGCAUCAUUGGCUGUUUGGGACCGCAAAUUACCUGUUGAUGCAAGAUUGGUGUAUUCAAAAAUGGGGGGUGAGAUAUGUGAUUUGCUGCUAUCUGCUGUGGGCGAGGGUGCUAGCCGAGAUGAACAGUUUAGCUGCUUUGACACUGCUUUCAGUGCACCGGUUCCAGAAGAUGUUCGCUCUGGUCACUUGCAGGACGCAGUGUAUCUGUUUACCAGCUUUCUCUCUGAGAUUGCUACUUAAUUCCAGAAGAUAUGUGAUUUGCCUAUUGCUUGUGAUUUUUGAAAUCAGAAAAGAAAUGCGUGUUACAGGGGAGGGAUUUUGAUCUGCAAUUGAGCCAUGACCAUGAAUUUUGUGCCUUUUUGUGUUAAUUGGUCUUGCAGGAUUAUGAAAUGAUGCUAAAUGUGAUUAUAAUAUCAUAUUCAUCCAUUUUUUUUGGGAGCC
Messenger RNA from Arachis ipaensis, 3608 nucleotides. NCBI's taxonomy places the organism in Eukaryota, Viridiplantae, Streptophyta, Magnoliopsida, Fabales, Fabaceae. The record is from RefSeq and is a predicted model, not a curated record.